GCGCUCCUGCCGCCGCAGCCGAGCACCGAGCAGCCUGGCUGCCGCGGCCGCCUCGCCACCAAACUUUCCCGGGAGCCGGCGCCGGGAGUGAGCCAUAGCUGGAGGCUACUCUUGUGCCAAUGACCCUUCCCAAUUCCUCCAGCGUCUUGGAAGACAAGAUGUGUGAGGGGAACAAGACCACCACGCCCAACCCCCAAAUGAUGCCCCUGGUGGUGGUCCUGAGCGCCAUCUCCUUGGUCACAGUGGGACUCAACCUGCUGGUCCUGUAUGCUGUGCACAGCGAGCGGAAGCUACACACGGUGGGGAACCUGUACAUUGUCAGCCUGUCGGUGGCCGAUCUGAUUGUGGGGGCCGUCGUCAUGCCCGUGAACAUCCUCUACCUCCUCAUGUCCAGGUGGUCCCUGGGACGCCCUCUCUGCCUCUUUUGGCUUUCCAUGGACUAUGUGGCCAGCACAGCGUCCAUUUUCAGCAUCUUCAUCUUGUGCGUUGAUCGCUACCGCUCUGUGCAGCAGCCCCUCAGAUACCUGAGGUAUCGCACCAAGACCCGAGCGUCGGCCACCAUCUUGGCAGCCUGGUUUCUCUCCUUCCUGUGGGUUAUUCCCAUUCUGGGCUGGCAGCGCUUCAUGUCGAAGACCUCAGGGCACCGGGAGGACAAGUGCGAGACGGACUUCUACAAUGUCACCUGGUUCAAGGUCAUGACUGCCAUCAUCAAUUUCUACCUGCCCACCUCGCUCAUGCUCUGGUUCUACGCUAAGAUCUACAAGGCUGUACAGCAGCACUGUCAGCAGCGGGAGCUCAUCAACGGAUCCCUCCCGUCCUUCUCUGAAGACAAGCUGAAGCCAGAGGACCUCAGGGUGGGCGCUAAGAAACCAGGGAAGGAGUCUCCCGGGGAAGUUCUGAAAAGGAAGCCGAAAGAUGCAGGUGGUGGACCUGUCUUGAAGCCAGCAUCCCAAGACCCAAAGGAGAUAAAGUCUCCAGGUGUCUCCAGCCAAGAGAAGGAUGGAGGACUGGACAAAUUCCAUUGCUCCCCACUUAACAUUGUGCAGACGCAGAUGGAGGCAGACGGGAGUGGCCGGGAGUACGUAGCCAUCAGCCACAGCCAGAGCCAGCUCGAGAUGGGCGAGCAGGGCCUGAACACGCAUGGGGCCAAGGAGAUACUAGAGGAUCAGAUCCUAGGUGACAGCCAGUCCUUCUCCCGGACAGACUCAGACACCGCCCCAGAGUUGGCACGAGGGGAAGCCAAAUCGAACAGUGAGUCUAGCACAGGCCUGGAUUAUAUCAAGUUCACCUGGAAGAGGCUUUGCUCACAUUCAAGACAGUACGUGUCUGUGUUGCACGUGAACCGAGAACGGAAGGCCGCCAAACAAUUGGGUUUUAUCAUGGUGGCCUUCAUCGUUUGCUGGAUUCCUUACUUCAUCUUCUUCAUGGUCAUUGCCUUCUGCGAGAGCUGCUGUAACCAACAUGUGCACAUGUUCACCAUCUGGCUGGGCUACAUCAACUCCACGUUGAACCCCCUCAUCUACCCCUUGUGCAACGAGAACUUCAAGAAGACGUUCAAGAAAAUCCUGCACAUUCGCUCCUAAGGGAGGCUACAAGGGCAUGCAACUAAGUGAUGCUUACGAUGUCCCUGAAGGAAAUAGAGGAGGAAGCCUGUGCAUUGCCAGACACCUGGGCUUUCUGGAGCUGAAAGAACAGCCUUAGGGGCUGGGUAGUUUGGAAAGAUCAUAGGCACCGUUGGAAGAAGAGCAGAUGGUGGUGGUCAGCAGAGAGACUGUACCCUGAGAGCAGAAUACUUCCAAGAGAAUCCGAUCUGGUUGGGCUCUCCUGCUCCUCGGGAAAUGUGGGCGCCUCAGACUCACAUUGUAAUUCAAGCUUUCAGACUCGAAUUAAUGGGCAACCGAAGGGACAGGUGGGUAGAGUUUCCAGUAGAGAAGUAGGCAGAACUCUGGAGCCUUCCUGGAAUGGAGCUAUACGACUGUGCAGAGACCUUAUAUUGAUACACACAGACAGAUGCUGUCCGCUGCCAGGGGUCACCUUGAGAGGCAGGACAGCUAUUCCCCUGUGACUGCUACUUCUCAGAACACCUCUCCUCUGAGCCUCUUUUACAGCCUUCUCCAGACCCAGUGUUUGAACCACCUUGGAGAUUCUGCCUCAUUAUUUCUCACUCAUGCACAUCUUAGAGUUGACAGGAAAUUGUGCAGUCUGCACAUCCAUCAUUUUCAAACCCAAAUUCCUUUUUUGCUAUAAAAAAAAGGCUAAAUGCUGCCCUCAAAGAGAAAAGAAUAUUUUUUAAAUGGUUGUUCCUUAAAAACCAAAAAGGGGAGUGUGGGGAGAAGAAAGCCAUAUUUCUUGAGGGCUGUGCCAGGUUGAUGUCAUUUAAGCCCCAUGACACCCCACAACGGGAGGGUGGUAUUACUAGAGAAGCAGAUUGAAGUGCAGCAAGAUGAAAUAAGGUGGCUGAGAUCACACAGCUAGUUAUAGGAGAGCUAGAGUGAACAUCCUGUGGUUUCAGCUCAUCGUACCACAUUUUCUACUAAAGGCAAAAAUUUGUUCUAUUCAGCACGCGCGCGCACACACACACACACACACACACGCAAUUCCUGAGAGUGGUGGCAAUUCUCAAGAGUAUAUUGAGGGCUUCCCUGGUGGCACAGUGGUUAAGAAUCCGCCUGCCAACACAGGGGACAUGGGUUCGAGCCCUGGUCAGGGAAGAUCCCACAUGCUGCGGAGCAACUAAGCCUGUGCGCCACAACUACUGAAGCCUGCACGCCUAGAGCCUGUGCUCUGCAACGAGAGAAGCCACUGUAAUGAGAAGUCCGCGCACUGCAACGAAGAGUAGGCCCCGCUCACUGCAACUAGAGAAAGCCUGCGUGCAGCAAUGAGGACCCAACACAGCCAAAAAUAAAUAAAUAAGUAAAUUUAUUUUUUAUAAAAAGGGGGGUGCUUCUCUGGUGGCUCAGUGGUUGAGAGUCCACCUGCCGAUGCCGGGGACACGGGUUCGUGCCCCGGUCCUGGGAAGAUCCCACAUGCCGCGGAGCGGCUGGGCCCGUGAGCCAUGGCCGCUGCUGAGCCUGCGCGUCCGGAGCAUGUGCUCUGCAGCAGGAGAGGCCACAACAGUGAGAGGCCCACAUACCGCAAACAAACAAACGAGAAAAGGGUAUAUUGAGAGCAGGAAGAGCUGACAUAGAAGAUGUUUGUGGCCACAGAGGUGAUACUUUUGAAGGGACAGUGUGCAUUUUCAUCUGUGAGUUUUGCUGUUGAUCCAAGAAAAGUCAUCGUGUUCCUUUAUAGGCACACCUCUCAAGUCAAAACUAGCAAAGGCAUGGGAACACGCAGAUUUACUUGGUGUUUAUGUUGCAAUCUGGUUGUGUUUUGUAUUUUAAAACUCAAUGCUAAACUGUAAUAUAUGUAGCUAGUGGGAGUGCCUGUACAAGCUGGUAAUUUAUGUCUUAUGUUCCUGUUUGCAUGAUCUGUUAAAAUGAGAGAUUUUUUACCUACCUAAAAUAUGAUCUUUGAAACUAUACUGUUACAAGUUUGAUUGAUUUAAUACUACCUUUCUGAGUCUCUUGGACUGAGAAGAUGCAUUGAAAUGUAAUGUCAAAUGUUAUAAGAUCUGAUAAGGUUUCUCUUUGGUUUUUUAAGGACAUAUACAUUCACAUUUGUAAACAUCUUUACAAAAGGACUGACUUUUUAUAACAAGCUUCACUCUCUACUUUGCAUCUCCCAAAGUUUUUCUCCCUCAAAACUGGGGGAGUUAAGGAGACUUUUAUCCUGGUUUAGGUUAUCCUGCAGAUGGUCUGUUUCCAGGUCAGAAACCAGGAAGAGUUGCUUCCCAGGACCCCUCAGGACCAAGGAGCACUUUUAAGUCUUUUUCAGGACUACCCCACGCAGACUAAUGGCUAAGUGCCUGUUAUUGAUGUUGAUGAACAGUUGAGGCAACUAGUGAAGAGGAGUGGUUAUGAGCCCUGAUUCUGGGUCAAGGAGACUUGGAUUUGAAUCUGACAAGAACAAAGAAUGGUCACUAUAAAUUGCCGGAGCAUAAUAAACAAGGUCCGUGGAUUAGUGUGUACAGUGUUCACGGUGCUUGCAGAGUGGAUGGUACCCAGUGGGACUCAAGUAGUUUCAAAAUAUACUGAGCGUAUCCUUUUGUGCUUUACCACUGUAAUCUAAUCUCUACAGCACCUCGUGGGGCAGAGUUCUGUGUUUUUACAAGUAGGCAAACCAAAGCACAGAGGGAUUCAUAAGGACCAGGUCCAAGAUCUGAUUGUGGAAUGGGCUUCCUCUCCACGGUAUCAGCCUGCUCGUCCUACGCCUGUCUGUAUGCUUGAAUUAAUUCUUAAAUUCAUGAAAGGCAAGGGACUAUGGUGCAGACGUCACUCAGCCCUAGCCCACUCAGGAAAGAAUCAGUGGCUGAUGGCUUACACAAAAUCCAGUUGAAACCAGGCUCUCUGCCCAAACUAUGAAAGUAAAUACCUUCUUGGAAAAGGCUGUCAGAGACCUUGAUUUUAGAUUAAAACUUGCAGAGUCAGAAGCCCCUUUGGGUUUCUUUUUAUGGCCUUAAAGCUGGUGAGCUUAAAGCCAAUUCCUCCACUGACCAAUUUGUCAAAUUGACCAAAUGUUGGCUUCUUUCUAACUAUUUACAAGGUUUACCACAAUGCAUCUUGGGUGAGGUUUUUAAGAGAAGUUUUCUGCAAUUGUUGUGAAGUUAGAGUAACAGAUUUUUGUUUUUCUUCACAGCCACAUAUUGAAGAAGGUUCAAUAUGCUUUGUCCCCAGAUCACUGCUGUUGCAGGGAGAGACCGAGUUGCAGAGAGGGGAGAAAUAGAGGUGAAUAGACUCCAGGUGACAGAGGGGAAAACAAGGGGUAGAAAUCAGAGGAAACUAGGGGAGGCAGGGCUGUUACCGAGUCCGAGCUCCUACUGCUCCUGUGUGAGAGGCCAGUGAAUCCAGAGACGAGCUGUGGGAGCUGGGAAUGGUGACUUCAUCUGGGAAGCCAGCGGACCAGAAAGAAGGGGGACUAGUGUCCCAAAGAGCCAUCUUCCCGAGUUAGAAUUCCGGCUUAUUUUAUACUAAAAGGAGAGGGGAUAAAGUCCUCGUUCCGGCCAGACUCCAGAGGGCACGUGUUCAUUUCUUCCUUCCUGCAGCCAUUCGCAGGUGGGCCUGACCAGGAUGCUUCCUGUGAGCUAAACAAAAGUAUUUUCACUUAACGCUCAUUACCUGGGAGGCAGGGUUCCCAGAGAUGGGCCAUUGUGUAUAAUUUAAGCCUAUAGGCAACAUCCCUUUAGUGAUUAAUUUGUAAUAGAAUACAAAGGU
This is a messenger RNA of Globicephala melas (long-finned pilot whale), 5312 nucleotides long. RefSeq names its product histamine receptor H1 (gene HRH1). Gene Ontology annotation, molecular function: neurotransmitter receptor activity; histamine receptor activity; G protein-coupled serotonin receptor activity. The record is from RefSeq and is a predicted model, not a curated record. Gene Ontology annotation, biological process: positive regulation of vasoconstriction; chemical synaptic transmission; G protein-coupled receptor signaling pathway, coupled to cyclic nucleotide second messenger. Gene Ontology annotation, cellular component: plasma membrane; dendrite. NCBI's taxonomy places the organism in Eukaryota, Metazoa, Chordata, Mammalia, Artiodactyla, Delphinidae.